This is a messenger RNA of Ipomoea triloba (trilobed morning glory), 771 nucleotides long. RefSeq names its product bidirectional sugar transporter SWEET15-like. The transcript is spliced from 6 exons. Bases 1 to 771 code for a protein of 256 amino acids. Gene Ontology annotation, molecular function: sugar transmembrane transporter activity. Gene Ontology annotation, biological process: carbohydrate transport. NCBI's taxonomy places the organism in Eukaryota, Viridiplantae, Streptophyta, Magnoliopsida, Solanales, Convolvulaceae. Gene Ontology annotation, cellular component: membrane. The record is from RefSeq and is a predicted model, not a curated record.
AUGCAAAUUCUACAUCUUCAUCAUCACCUCUGGAUCUUAUUAUUUGGAAUCCUUGGCAACAUUGCAUCAAUCUUUGUAUUUCUGGCACCAGUGUCAACAUUUAUUCAAAUUUGCAGAGCCAAAUCAACAUUGGAUUUUCAUUCGGUGACAUAUAUUCUCACACUAUUUUCUUGCAUGCUCUGGGUGUACUAUGGUUUCAUCAAGAAGAAUGCCACUCUUUUGAUUUCCAUCAACUCAAUAGGGAUCGUUAUGGAGACUAUCUAUAUCCUCAUUUUCCUUGUCUUUGCAUCAAAUCAAGCUAAGCGUCACACAUUAUUGAAGGAAUAUUUUCUAUGCAGGGGAGGAUUCUCUUUAAUUUUCCUGGUCUCAUGGUAUAUAUUUUCGGGUGUAGUUCGUGUUAACAUUGUUGGAUGGAUUAAUAUGGCCAUCUCUGUGGCUGCUUUGGCUUCACCCAUUAACAUAGUGCUUCAUGUGCUUCAAACUAAGAGUGUGGAGUUCUUGCCUAUCUACUUCUCCUUCUUCUUCACAUUGAGUGAAAUUAUGUGGUGUAGCUAUGGUUUGUUAUUGAAGGACUUUUAUAUCGCGAUGCCAAACAUCUUUGGAUUUUUCUUGGGAUUCAUACAAAUUUGGUUGUAUGUGAUCUACUGGAGGCCAAAUUCAGUUGCACCAGAAAAUGAAAAUGUGGCUGAUCACGUAAUGGAUGUGGAGAUGUUAAGGAUGCCUGAUCAAUUGGUGCAACAUGAUAUGAUGUGGAUUCUAGGAGAAGUUUAA